Messenger RNA from Pundamilia nyererei, 526 nucleotides. Lineage: Eukaryota; Metazoa; Chordata; Actinopteri; Cichliformes; Cichlidae. The record is from RefSeq and is a predicted model, not a curated record.
CUCUGAGGUUACAGCAAGUGACAGAGUUCAGCUCACUGAUGGAGGCUCCAGUCUGACUAUAAUCAAUGUGACCCGCUUUGACCAGGGACCAUUCAGGUGUCGUGUGUCCAACCCUGUCAGUACUUUUAUCAGUGAUCCAGUAAACCUCUUCAUCAGCUAUGGCCCAGAAAAUAUCAAUUUGAUCUUACCUCCAUCACAAGGAUACUUUGCUGUGGGGUCAGACAUCAGCCUCACCUGCUCAGUUGGAUCCAGACCUCCUGCCCAGUUUAACUGGUUUCUGAAUGGAGAUCAGCUGCCUGAUACUGGAUCAGAGCUCAGACUGAUGAAUGUUCAGAUGAGUCAGAGUCGAAACUACAGCUGUCAGGCCUUUAACAGCAAAACUCUGAGAUCUCAAACAUCUGAGCCUUCAGCCAUCACUGUGCUUGGCUCCAGGUGUGCAGGAGCUGGAGUUGGCCCUGCCCAGGGGCGGAUCCCAGGUCAGUUCAGGAGCCUUAUGGAAAUUCCAGCCACCCACCGCAGACCAUGA